AUGGGGAAUUCAAAUAGUCAAUUGACUCUGCAAGAGAAGAAGAGAUUGGUUAAGGCAGCUAAUUUCAGCCAAGAAAAUAUUCUGAAACUUUACAAACGCUUCUGCCAGCUGGAUUCUAAUAAUAAUGGCAAACUUGAUCUUAAAGAGAUUCUUAAUAUUCCUGAUAUGAAUGAAAAUCCACUAGUUAAUCGACUUUUGGAUGUUUUUGACACAAAUUCUGAUGGAGGAAUCUCAUUUUCUGAGUUGCUUGUUGGUUUGGCUAAACUGGCGGAGAAUGUUGAUGAGAUAGAGAAGACCAAAUUUGCCUUUGAUGUAUACGAUGUAAAUAAGGAUGGCAUUAUAUCCAAUGGUGAUCUGUUUGCAUCACUGCAGAUAAUGGUUGGUAACAAUCUAUCAACUGUCCAAAUACAACAACUUGUAGACAGGACCAUUCUGCAAGUGGACAAGAACGGAGACGGGAUGAUUUCCUUUGAUGAAUUUAGGGAGUUUACCCUCAACAUGGAUAUAAAAUCCAGGUUCAAAUUCAACCUCUAA
Babesia microti strain RI is the source of this 534-nucleotide messenger RNA. RefSeq names its product protein phosphatase 3, regulatory subunit. The record is from RefSeq and is a predicted model, not a curated record. The coding region runs from base 1 to 534 and encodes 177 amino acids. Gene Ontology annotation, molecular function: calcium-dependent protein serine/threonine phosphatase regulator activity; calcium ion binding. NCBI's taxonomy places the organism in Eukaryota, Apicomplexa, Aconoidasida, Piroplasmida, Babesiidae. The transcript has 4 exons.